This is a messenger RNA of Physella acuta, 3558 nucleotides long. RefSeq names its product VPS9 domain-containing protein 1. Gene Ontology annotation, molecular function: guanyl-nucleotide exchange factor activity; small GTPase binding. The record is from RefSeq and is a predicted model, not a curated record. Gene Ontology annotation, biological process: vesicle-mediated transport. Lineage: Eukaryota; Metazoa; Mollusca; Gastropoda; Physidae. Gene Ontology annotation, cellular component: endocytic vesicle; cytosol.
CCCUCGGGCAGAUGAGGCUCGUUAGCUGGGGACAGCCACUUUUCUAGGAGAGACAACUCCAAAAUUAAACAACUGCUGCCUUGUAGUUUGUUCUUGGUUGGACAAAGGCUAUGAGAGCAAAUCCAAAAAGAAAAGCAGGCUGAAAUCGGAGUCAAUGGCCUCAAUGGCGCAUAACCAGUUGACACGUAACGCUUAAUUGUGUUGGAGGCGUGGUCGAUUAGGCAAAAAGCUCAUGGCUAUGGUUAUCAUCUUGUUGAAAUAAAGAGCUACAAGAUCUGAAGUGAGUGGAGUUUAAAGAAAAUCAGCAUUACAAUGACAGAGUCCAACCUUCCUUCAUUGAUGAAAGAAAUUGGGGAGGCCCUGAGGUUGGAUAAUGAUGGAAUUGUUAAGGAGGCAUACAAAAAGUAUGUCAGCUGUAUAUAUAAAAUUUCCACCAACUUGAUUUUGGCUAUGAAAAAAGCAGGUGGCGAUGUGGUUGUGGACAAGAAAACAUGCAAACAGGUGAAGCUGGUGCAACAGUGUGUUGACAGAGUUGCUGCCUUGGUGGAGAAAUUAGAGUCAACCACUACCAGCAUGUCUACAGUAACAGUUGGUGUGACAUCAUCCCAUCUGGUCUCACCAGUACGUCCAUCUGUUCUAGCCACCACACCGCCACCUUCACCUUUGACCUCUCCAGCACAGCUACCAGUCAAGUUCAACUCCCUGGUGCCCUUGCUCCCAGAUGAGAACAACCCACACAUCUACACAGUCAACAAGACGCCAACACUGACCCCCAUGGAGAUCGCCCAGAAACAGAACCAGUCUCUGAUGACAGCCUACAAGGCCAGGAUGAAGAGGUUAAACAGAUCAGACUUUAACGCCUUCAGUUAUAGUUUGACAAUUCAAAGAAAGAUGGCUGAAAAUAUUGCCAUAGCCCAAGCUCAAGAAGAAGAGCUUGCCAGGAAAAUGCAAGCCAGAAAUCAAAGGCUAGAGGAACAAGCUGCAAAGCGUUUUGCCACACCUAUUGGCAUGUCAAAAGAGGAACAGGAGCAGCGCCAGAUUUAUAAGAAAAUAUUGAUCUAUGAAACGGAUGCCAAAUGGUUGCAAAACUGGAGAAGCAAACUGGACUCCAACCCAGAAGAUCCAAUACUCAUCAGUCAGCUGGUGGCGGAGAUCCUCCGAUGCCAGGAUCACCCUUUGACUGAGCUGCUGCGGAAAUAUCAGUUCAAAAUCUACGAGAGGCUCUACCCACUAGUUGCUAACAAACACCAGGAUUUGGAGCUGAUUAAAGUACCUUUUCCAAAAAAAUCCUGGCCCUCAUUGGAUAGCGUUUCAGAGAUCAUAUUCCAAAGAGAGUCAUCUCCCCCGCCUGUACAAAAAUCCAAAGAUACACCUGAAGACAGUGUUAAAAGCACUGGCUGUUUGCAAGCUGAAGACGGUAAACAGGUAGAUGACAGGAGUAGUCCAGAGAAUAGUAAAGAUGAAACUGUGACUAAUGAUCCAGAAUCCUGGGUUGAUCCUUUGUGUGUACGUUCAGAAACUCUCAACUCCAUACAUUCCAUAACAGAGGAUCAGCAUUCAGACAAUGCUGGAAUAAAAAGCAAUCUUGAAAAUGUAAACAGUGAUGACAUUUCAUCAGAAAGUGAUAAGAGCUCAAAUGGAGCUGAUGUUUUAGCUCAAAGCUCAGCUCGUGAGGGUAAAUCAGAUUCACCAUUACAGCUUGAUGACUGCAAAGAACCUAGUGGUGACAGUGCUCGUGGGACAUCUUCUCAGCCUGCUGAUACAGGUUCAACACCCACUGACACCAACACUGUUGUAGACAGACAAGAUUCACCACCUGUUCAUAUAACUAUUAGCUCCGAUGAUUCAAGCCAAGCAUCGAAACGUUCAACAGAACAUGUUGAAAAUUCAAACAACGCUAAAAAUCCAUUCUUCGCUUCUACUCCCAAUGCUUCAAAAACUUCAGAUGUUUCAACGGACCGCCUUUCUCCCGGGGAUGGACAAGAGCUGACCACCCAGCUCUCCUGGGAGCGGCGUCAGGCACAGCUUCUCAUGCGUCAGGUGACGCGUGACUACAGCAGAUACAAAAUGGACUGCUCCGAGUACGACGAGGACACGCUGGACUAUUUGUUUGAGGAUGACGUAGCUGACGGGGAGGACGAAUACGACUACCAGAGCCUGGCCUACAACUUCAGACCCUCGUACAGAACAGCUGAGCCCUCAGUACCUGACCAUGUUGCAGAAGUGAAGAAGUCAGAGAAGGUAGAUAACUCUAGCCUAGACCGCAGUGUUAGCCUUCAGCCACCUUCGUCAAAUACACCGCAGGAUGAAACAGACACUUGCCACAGCCUACCUUCUAACAUGAAGCCAGAUAAAAAAUUUGAUGAGCUGACGGCCGAUGCUUAUUCAAGACAUUUGAAAGCUAUAUCAGACGACAUACAUCGCUAUCUAGAAAAGCUUCUUGUGAUGAUGACAACAGCCUAUGAAUCUUUGGAUACUCCUGUUGGCAGAGAUCAGUGUGCUGUGUCUUUGGAGGAGCCUUUCUUCAAACCCAUCUGGAAAACGUUGCUCAGGCUUUUUAGAGUGGUCAAUUACAAACAGGAGCAGGUGCUUGCUUGUAUAAUGACCAGCUAUGCCAAUGUUAGCCCCGAGGAGAUGAAGGUUUCCAAAAAACUUUGUCUGCAGGACUCCGGGGACCAGCAGCCCUACCAGCGGGCUAUCACUGAGCUCUGCCAUGUCCAGGAGUACUACACCAUGCUCAGCAAGCUGGAGUGUGUAGUGAAAGUUUGUCGUUUGAUUUGUGAGUGUGUGGAUGACUACUACAGGAAAAAAGAUGGUGAUGAAGAACAUCCCAAAGUCAAAGCACCCUCUGUAGGAGCAGAUGACCUUCUACCCAUACUGAGUUAUGUUAUCAUCAGGAGUUCUCUCCCCCAGCUGGGAGCGGAGUGUGAUGCCAUGACAGAGUUUAUUCAUGAAGGGUACAUGAUGGGGGAAGAAGGCUACUGCUUGACAACAUUGAGGACAGCUCUUAACUUUGUCACUUCCUUGUUUCCAUCUUGUUUGUAGCUUGAGUGUUUAGAUCAUGUUAACAUGCUUUAUUUUCUUGUGAUUUUGAGAUAUUUUUAACAAACCUGCAUUGUGAUUUUGAGCAUUAUUGUUAAAGAUAUUUAAUGGCCCCUUCAUUACUUGGUGAAUUUUUAUUAGAUAUGUUUGGUCAAUUUUUAUAUGGAAAUAUAUUUGUUUGACCAAUAGUUUACUUAUAUAGAUACAUACUAUUUGACCACCCUCCACAUUAUGCAUAAUUUAUGUCCAUGAUAAGCGGUCUAACCUUUAUUUAAACAGAACUAUUUCUUUAAAUGUAAUGCUUAUAAUUGUAACUACUUUACAAUGUUCUUGUACUUUGUAUGAAAACCAUGCUAAAUAUAAGUUUUGUUUUCAAACAUUCAGCAUAAUAUCAUUAAACAGUUGUAAUGAGUACUGUUAAAUUUUCUGUUUAGCCUGGUACAUGAAAGUAAGGAUGAGAAAAAGAAAUAUUAUUUUCAGUCUUGAUAGACAUUAAAGGUCCAUUCAGUAGAUGAA